AAAACAUAAACAUCAACCUUACCAACCCUAAUUCAAAGUUUAGAGACCCUUUCCCCAAUUUAAAAACAGGAUCUUACUCCAUAUAUCCCAAAAGUUAGGUCCUUUUCACCAACUUCUUCCACCACAUGCAUGCAAACACUCUUUAACCUAAGAACACCAGCAUGCAUUCAAUAUCAAAACACAAGCAAAUUUCUUGCAAGCUAUUCAUGCAAAUAUACUCAAACACACACACACACAACAACACAGACUAUUCUUCAAUUUGACCAUCAUUUCUCCAUUCUGAACUCUGUACUCUUUUAGAGUGUCUCAAAGAGACAUUGAAACUUUGAAACUUGCACCGCCAACUCCUCACUACCAAACAAAACACACACGCGCUGCACGCGCACACUCACACACACGCGCACAAUGCAUUUGAAUCCAGUCAGACAACCAAUGCAAGCCAUGCCACUUGCUGAUCUCUUUGGUCUAUUACAGCGUAUAGUCUUAACAAUAACACACCUGCAACCAAAGACGUUUAUGUAAUAAUUAUCUUUUUGUCUUUCACUAUUACUUUCCAUCCCUAUCACUCUCUCUGUCUUUAUAUUCACUGCUUCAAGUUCAUUUCCAUUGCAUUUGUAGAUUGGCGGUGAGAUGGCAAGGGAAAAGGUUGAGGUUACCAGGAAGGCAACGGCAAACAAACGGCAGGGAACCUUCACCAAGAGAAAGAAGGGGCUUACAAAGAAAGUCAGGGAGUUGUCCAUUCUUUGUGGGGUUCAAGUGGCUCUUUUGGCCUUCUCUCCUUCUGGAAAGCCUAAUCUGAUCCUUGGAGAAAACAGUUUUCUAGGAGAUGUUUUAAAUGCAUAUGCCAAGACCAGUCCAAGAGAGAGAGAAAAGAGUAAGCAUGGCCAUCUUAAGUCCCUCAAUAAAUCAUGCCAAAAACAAGGUCAUGAAAUGAACAUGGAACUACUUACAGCAGAAGGGUGAGCUUUUUAUUUUUCUUUACAUAGUCACUCAUUAAAUAAAGAAAUAAUCACUAGUAUACUUGUUCUCUAACUUGAUUUCAUCUUUUUGAUCUUACAGUGAAGCUAAGGCUGAA
Messenger RNA from Dioscorea cayenensis subsp. rotundata (Guinea yam), 1075 nucleotides. RefSeq names its product agamous-like MADS-box protein AGL65. Gene Ontology annotation, molecular function: protein dimerization activity; RNA polymerase II cis-regulatory region sequence-specific DNA binding; DNA-binding transcription factor activity, RNA polymerase II-specific. NCBI's taxonomy places the organism in Eukaryota, Viridiplantae, Streptophyta, Magnoliopsida, Dioscoreales, Dioscoreaceae. The transcript has 4 exons. Gene Ontology annotation, biological process: regulation of transcription by RNA polymerase II. The coding region runs from base 631 to 963 and encodes 110 amino acids. The record is from RefSeq and is a predicted model, not a curated record.